Molecule: messenger RNA, 2144 nt
Organism: Saccoglossus kowalevskii
Lineage: Eukaryota; Metazoa; Hemichordata; Enteropneusta; Harrimaniidae
Biological process (GO): intracellular manganese ion homeostasis; magnesium ion homeostasis
Cellular component (GO): cytoplasm
Source: RefSeq, a predicted model, not a curated record
AUGUUUGCGAAUUGCACGUACGCAAAUGAUGAAAAGACUGCAGUGAUUUGCAAUGGUACACGAUUUAUAGAGCCUGAAGCUCCCUUGACUUAUCUUGACAAGGAAUUUUGGAUGUAUCUUGGCAUAUAUGUAGGAUUAGUAUUAUUUGCCGGUCUGAUGUCUGGUCUGACGAUGGGUUUGCUUUCCCUUGAUGUCAUGAGUUUAAAAGUUCUAAAAGAAGGUGGAAAACCUAAAGAAAAAAAAUACGCUGCCAGGAUUCUACCAAUUGUUAAAAGACAUCAUUUAUUGUUGGUGACAUUAUUACUAGCAAAUGCUGCUGCGGUGGAGUCAAUGCCGUUGUUUUUAGACAGAAUAUCAGAUCCUAUCACUGCUAUAUGUGUUUCAGUAACUGCUGUGUUGCUAUUCGGAGAAGUUUUUCCACAAGCACUGUGUACACGGUUUGGUCUGGCAAUUGGAGCUACUCUCGUACCUUUGGUAUAUUUCCUGAUGGCCUUGUUAUUUAUUAUAUCAUGGCCAUUAGCUAAGUUACUGGAUUGUCUUCUUGGUAAAGAUCAUGGAACUUUCUUCAGAAGAGCAGAACUUGGUGCAUUGGUUGAUUUGCAUACUGAGAAGACCUCAGACAAUGAAGAACCAUUAACAAUGGAUGAAGUAUUGAUCAUAAAAGGUGCAUUAGAUAUGAGAAAUAAAACUGUUAAGAACUCGUUUACUCCAAUGGAGAGUGUCUUCAUGGUUGAUAUCAAUGAUAAGAUGGACGACCAAUUAAUGAACCAGCUAUUAUCUAGGGGGCAUUCCAGAGUACCAGUGUAUGAAGGUCAUCCCAAUAACUUAAUUGGUGUUUUACUUGUUAAAACAUUAAUUAAAAUAGAUCCUGAUGACGCUAUUCCGAUUAAGGAAAUCUUUAUAAAUCAUUCACGCAAACUUCCAGUUGUAUCGGAAAACAAACCACUUUAUGAUUUGUUAGAUUUAUUCCAAACUGGAAAAAGUCAUAUGGCAGCAGUCAGAAAAGAGGUAACAGUGAUAGAGGAGCAUGAUGGGAAUGCUAUCAACACCACUGAUCAAGGUUUACAGGAAAUUAUUGGGAUCAUAACUCUUGAAGACAUUAUUGAGGAAAUCUUACAAGAAGAAAUUGUUGAUGAAACCGAUGUCUAUGUUGAUGUACACAAGCGUAUCGGUGUAGCCAAGGCCAAGUUAGCAAGGUCAUUAUCAGCAGACCCAACAAAAAUACAAAGACUUCAGAUACCACCACCUCAUCUUCUCAUUAAUGCUGAAGUCAUAGAUUCAACUUCAUCCGUAAAUGACGACACACGACCGCUAUUAAACACUGAAUCAUCAACAGACGCACCUAUAUGUUAAUUCAUUUCACCGAAUAUUACAGAGUGAUGGAAAAGAACAGCAUGCUAAUACAACACAUAUUGGAAUAAAUACUGCCAUCAAUGAUGAUACACCACUACUCAAUAAUGAAGAAGUACCAAACACUGAUGAAUUGGAUAACUUGUAUGCAUGACAACCUAGCUAUCAUUUAUGUACACAUCAAGUCAAAACUGAAUCAAUUGUAAAUUGAAAUCAUGAAAUUUUUUAAAUAAAUACAAUUUAUUGCCAUAUGUACAAAAAUGCAAUUAUUAAAAGUUACAUUAACAGAAGUAUAAAAUGCAGAUAUGAUUGGAAAGUAGAAAUGUUACUGUGAUUUUUGUAUAAUCAUGCCAUAAAAUAAUUUAGUUUUAAACUUUUAUGAUGACGAAAAUUUACUUUUACCCACGGUAACAGUAUUUGCCCAGAAAUAAAUAUUCAUAUUUCUGGUCUUUGUGUGCAUCACAAUUUUUCUAAAGUUUUUUUUGUUAGGAAUUUCAGACACAGAAAAAGAAAAAAACAAAGUAUUUUUAAGAGAGUUUAAAGGAGAAUUCAUGAGUGUACAGAUAUAUACUUACAGUCGAGUAAAUUGCACAAGGGGCUAACUAUUUAAGAAUGGGUGCUGUAUCUUUUAUUUUGUCAUGAAAAUACUUUACACUGUUGGUCUUUCUGGGAACUGAUGCUUAUAAUGUAAUAGAAUUCAAUAAUUCCAAUAAAUAUACUUAACUAUAUUUUAUAAAGUUAUUCAAAUAAUGUACUAUGCAUUAAAUAAAAUAAAUCUCUACUACAAAAUAGUA